Molecule: messenger RNA, 1444 nt
Organism: Scatophagus argus
Lineage: Eukaryota; Metazoa; Chordata; Actinopteri; Scatophagidae
Gene: cisd2
Product: CDGSH iron sulfur domain 2
Exons: 3
Coding region: 157-564 (135 amino acids)
Biological process (GO): autophagy of mitochondrion; regulation of autophagy
Cellular component (GO): mitochondrial outer membrane; intracellular membrane-bounded organelle
Molecular function (GO): 2 iron, 2 sulfur cluster binding
Source: RefSeq, a predicted model, not a curated record
AAAACAAUAACGCACUAUCUUCGGUUGUUUCCAACGUUCACAGAUUGAGGCUACGUACCGGUGACAAGCUGCGCUCAGAAAUGAACGCAAUGACAUGAACGAACCCCAGGAACUGUUUAAGCCAAACAGAAAACCUACCACAUUGUACAAAUCAAGAUGGUUUUAGAAAGUAUUUCAAGGAUAAUAAAAGUCCAGCUUCCAGCUUACCUCAAGAGGCUUCCGCUUCCGGAGACAAUCGGCGGGUUUGCAAGGUUAACAGUGUCUGAGUGGCUCCGGUUGCUGCCUCUCUUGGGUAUCCUGGCGCUGCUGGGCUAUCUGACCAUUCGCCCGUUCCUGCCGAAGAAGAAGAAGCAGAGGGACAGCCUGAUCAACCUGAAGAUUCAGAAGGAGAACCCAAAAGUGGUCAACGAGAUAGACAUCGAGGACCUGAACAGCGCAAAUGUGUGUUACUGUCGCUGCUGGCGCUCCAAAACUUUUCCUGUUUGUGACAAGUCACACUUAAAGCACAAUGAGCUAACUGGAGACAACGUGGGACCGCUCAUACUCAAAAAGAAGAUACUGUAAUCAACCACUGAUGGGUGUUUUCCUUCCACCUCGCCAGCUUGUAGCUUUCAUUUCUCAACAGUUUGUAGUUUGUCUGUUCUUCUUUCUUCACGAGAAACAUUGGUCUCACCUUGGUGUCAUGUUAACGUUUGUCAGAAAGAUUAACUUCCAGCCUUUAUUUUAAAUGACCUUAACAUCAAAUUUUUCAUAUUGUGUUUUUUUUCUUUUUUUUUCAUUUUUCACUUUUGCAGGUAACAGACCAGCUUAAAUGCAGUUUUAGUCAGUUAAUUGAUCUUUGGGACCACUUUCAGGGGACGACUUGAAACUUUAUUGUGGCUUUCAGUAAUCUGAACCCAUUAGAGGAAAAGUUUUUACCCAUUUAAAUGGUUGUUCAGAUGAAGUACGUAAUACUCGUCCACCGCGUAAUACACAUUUUGUACUGUAGUCCUCAUUUUGGAGAAGUUUUUUAACAACAAGCCUUUGUUAGCAUUGCUUCUCCAUAUUUCUCUGUCUGCCAAAUAUUAACUUUCAGGAUGUGAAAUAUUCUCUUCUAAGUUAUUGUGUGUAUGGGAGGCCACUUGUUAUUCUUCAGAUGUAUUUUGUUCAGAGCCUUUAAACAUUAGUGUUUUACAUUUUUGUAUUUAACUUUGUUGCUUACAAACAUUUCAGACCUCUGCACCAUUGAAUAAUACAAAGUUACAUAGUUUAACCUCGCUGCCCUACUGAGGUUUGUUGACGUAAUUUCUGCAGCAUGCCUUUUUUUUUUGUUGUCGUUUGUUUUGUUUUGUUUUUUAACUAACCUCUGCUUUGUCAUGGUGGCUGUAUAUAGUUGACUUCCUGCUGGAUUAUUUCUUUUUUAAUUCUUCAAUAAUAUUUCAUACAUAAAUGGUCCUCAUUUCCA